AAGUAAAAACGCCGAACAAUUUUUCGACCUUUGAGCCAUCUCCGGACUUGUCCGAAUAGCCCCGAACGCUGUCCCGUUGUUGAUAAUAAAAACACAAAGAUGGAAUUCGUUAUAGAAACAAUUUUAGUUAUUUUGAAAAUGAUUUAUUACUGGAUCAAGGCCAUCGUGAUGACGUUUGUACCAACCAGCUUCCAGGCGAAGAAUAUCGCAGGAGAUCUCGUGCUGGUCACGGGGGCAGGGAGUGGGAUAGGCCGCCUGCUGUCGAUACGGUUUGCCCAGCAUGGCUGUCACCUUGUGCUGUGGGACAUAAACACGCGUGGUAACGAAGAGACGGCUGACCUCCUCCGCCACCUGGGAGCCACCGUCUCGGCCUACACUGUCGACCUGUCCAAGAAAGAGCAGAUAUACCGCGCGGCACAGAAGGUGAAGGAAGACGUUGGUGAGGUGGACAUCUUGGUGAACAACGCUGGGAUUGUGACGGGGAAGAAAUUACUCGACUGUCCCGACUCUCUCAUUCAGAAGACAAUGGAAGUGAACACCAUGGCACAUUUCUGGACGGUGAAGGCGUUUCUGCCGGGUAUGAUAGAGAGGAACCACGGCCACCUUGUCACCGUGGCGAGCGGUGCGGGUCUGAUUGGUGUCGCGGGUCUGGCCGACUACUGUGCCAGCAAGUUUGGCGCCGUCGGCUUCGAUGAGUCUCUUCGCUUCGAGCUGGAGGCACUCGGCAAAGACGGAAUCCACACCACAGUUGUCUGCCCCUACUACAUCAGCACGGGCAUGUUCAGUGGAGUGAAAACAAGGUUUCCGAGACUCCUGCCUAUCGUAACCCCUGACUACGCGACAGACAAAAUAAUGAGCGCCAUUCUGUGUAACCAGAAUGUUUUGUGUAUUCCUCAUUCUUUGUACAUCUCACUGGCUCUCAAAGGAUUUCUUCCUGCUAAAGUUGGUUUAAUUUUGGCCGACUUUCUGGGGAUCAGUCACUCCAUGGAUGAGUUUACAGGACGAUCAAAGGAUGAAUAAUAUUCAUAUUGGUACAAGACCAAUUAAUAUUGAUGAGUGAUUUAUUAUGAGUGAUCCAUGGCUGCUAAAUAUUCAUAUUGGUACAAGACUAAUUAAUAUUCAUGAGUGAUUUAUUAUGAGUGAUCGAUGGCUGCUAAAUAUUUAUAUUGGUACAAGACUAAUUAAUAUUCAUGAGUGAUUUAUGAAUGAUUCAUGGAUGCUAAAUAUUCAUACUGGACCAAAAAUGGAUUGAUAUUGAGAGAAUGAUCCAUUUCUGAUUAAUAUUCUUCAUUGCAAGAAGGAUUGAUAUUCAUGAGAAUUAUUCAAGAGUGAUUAGUAUUCAUAAUUCAUGGUUGAUUAAUAUUCAUAACUUGGAUGACAGGAUAUUUUUUGUGUGGUUACUUCUAUCUUUUUUCUUUUUUUUCUCCCACGGCACAGAACUGUUAGAACUAGGGGGUGGGGUCAGUGUCCCUCCCCCUCUCCACAUGUACCGUAAACAUAUGGGGUUGAAUUUACUAAGCGUGUUUUUCAAGAAGAAUUGGGGUAAUACGUUAUUCGAUUGGGCUAUGGAAAACUAGAAUUUUGAGAAAGAGAGAGAUAUAUGUGUGUGCGCACGCGAGUGAGUGAGUGAGACUGUAUUUUUACAUGCCACUAAUGUUUCGGGCAUGUCCAUCGCCGGUCCGGUCUGUGAAUAGCCUGUAGUCAGACCCGGGACUAAAAAAUGUUUUUGAAAUGACAGAUUGAAUAUUAAAAAGAGUUAUUUCCCUUUAACUAAGCAACUUUUUAUUUUAUUUUUGCUUAGAUGUUUUCAAAGAAAUGUGAUGUGCAACAGUUUGUAUGGAAUGGAUGCUUGCAUGAGAGUACAGUUUGUAACACAUGAUAAUCUUGUCAGUAAUUGAUUGAUAUUUAAAUAUUUUUUCUUCUGUGAUUAAAAAAAUAUACAAUUUUAUUCUAUUAUGCAAAUAAAAUAUUUGACAGUU
Messenger RNA from Gigantopelta aegis, 1979 nucleotides. RefSeq names its product epidermal retinol dehydrogenase 2-like. The record is from RefSeq and is a predicted model, not a curated record. The transcript is spliced from 6 exons. Gene Ontology annotation, cellular component: lipid droplet. NCBI's taxonomy places the organism in Eukaryota, Metazoa, Mollusca, Gastropoda, Neomphalida, Peltospiridae. Bases 100 to 1020 code for a protein of 306 amino acids. Gene Ontology annotation, molecular function: oxidoreductase activity, acting on the CH-OH group of donors, NAD or NADP as acceptor.